This is a messenger RNA of Babesia bovis T2Bo, 672 nucleotides long. RefSeq names its product putative integral membrane protein. Bases 79 to 639 code for a protein of 186 amino acids. The record is from RefSeq and is a predicted model, not a curated record. The transcript is spliced from 3 exons. NCBI's taxonomy places the organism in Eukaryota, Apicomplexa, Aconoidasida, Piroplasmida, Babesiidae.
CAUUUCUUUGGUAUCAACACUUGUUCCAUUUUAUUAAAUUAAACGUUAUUAGGGUUAUUUCGUUCUGAUGGGUUUUGUAUGACCCUUUGUUUUAUUGGAAUCCUUAUCUUCUGUCUUGACAUGGAGGUACUACGUAGAUUCAUCACCGGAACUGCGUUCCUAUUACUGUCUAUGGCUUUUGCCGCACAUAAUCCACAUCGCAAGCAUCGCCACAGGUUUCAAAGUUUUUCUAAUGGCGUCAUGCUGCAGAAGGGAUCGGUUGAAAAGAACCCACUUUCUGGCGGCGGUUCGUCAAUGAAGUUUGUUGCAACUGUUACUCCCCCCGUGUCUGUUAAGGAAGUCAAGGCAUCUCCCAAAGAGGAUGACUCGCCUUCUGUGACUACUGAGGACAUUAUGCGAGGACGCGCCUCCGUUGACUUUACCAAGUACCCUGAGUAUGCACAGCUCCAGCCAAAGAAGAGUCUUAUUGGUGCUAUAGUUAUAUUUGCCUUGUACUUUUUGGCCACUGUGGUCUACAACUAUAUUCGAAAAGUUGCUGAGAAAGACCGUGUUGACAAGGCGUUGCGCGAGUACGAAGAGGAGAAGGAGCAUUACAUUGAGACUGGCGAGACAGCUGACGUCGUCGGUGACGCUGUAUAGGUGUGUAUCGUUUUUUGGCAUUUGACCCAUGUC